Molecule: messenger RNA, 2871 nt
Organism: Sinocyclocheilus rhinocerous
Lineage: Eukaryota; Metazoa; Chordata; Actinopteri; Cypriniformes; Cyprinidae
Product: centromere protein I-like
Exons: 21
Coding region: 250-2439 (729 amino acids)
Biological process (GO): CENP-A containing chromatin assembly; mitotic sister chromatid segregation
Cellular component (GO): inner kinetochore; kinetochore
Source: RefSeq, a predicted model, not a curated record
UUAAGAGAUAGAGGAAAUGUUUCUGAUCCAAGCUACCUGAUGAUGGCAGUAAUGCACUGUUAAGUGCGGUUGCCAGUAAAAGAAAGAAGAAGAAGAAGAAGAUAUUCCGCUUUCAGUUCGUACAGGAAGUGAUCCAGUGCGCAUGUUCAAACGGUCGCGGCAGAUUUGGCGUUUGGUUUGAAUGGGUUACUUCAGCGACCGAGACAAGCACGCGACAGGUAACAAAUAAUAAUAUAAUGUAUCGAAAAAAUGGCCGAUUUAUCUAACCUGGCGGGGUUAGGUUCCGAACCGUCCGGAGAAAUAGACUCAUCUGCCUCCUCUGCGAACAACAGAAGUUUGCGUUUGGCAGAAAAAGAAAGGCGAAAAGGCGAGGCGGAUCCCUUUGGUCUCGCGGUGAAGUAUUUGUCUCAGGUGGAAGCUGGCACAGUAGUCAGAGGGAAUGAUGAGCUGGAGAGGAAUAUGGUGGUGGUGGAGACAGUUGCUCUCAGUAAGGGUCUUCCUCCAGAGGUCAUCACAGUGCUACUGGACUUGGCUUUAAGCCUCAAUGCAGGAACCGCGAACUGUACCCGGGUGCUGAAGUUUCUCAUACCUGCCACAGUGGUGCCGCAGGAGGCUAUUGUGAAGGGGGUGUCGUGGCUAUGUGUAGGGAAAAUGCCAAUGAAUGCACAGGUUCUUUUUGUCCGCUGGGUACUCACUGUUUUUGACCUGAUUGAUUGCAAAGACAACCUGAGAUCCAUUUAUGGCUUCAUUUUCAGCUUUGUGACAGAAGAAAAUCUGUGCCCAUUUAUUUGCCACUUGUUGUACCUUUUAACCAUGAGGGAACAUGUUCACCCGUACAGAGUCAGGAAACUGUUGGAUAUUCAGGCUAAAAUGGGCAGACAACCAUUUCUCACCCAACUUCUAGCACUCUACAAAGUGUACUGCCCAGACUUAGUGACGCUCUCUCUUCCAUCAAGAGUGAGGACUGGAUUCAAGAAUCACAAUUCCACCUGGAAAGUAGCUCUGAGUGCUGUGCAGAGGAAAAACAAGGGUGCUGUUUUAGUUGACCAGAGCCUCAGCCUGGAUGUGAAAGAGAAGCCAUCCACUAGAAAGAGGAAACUACAUCACCUAGCAAUACCUCCCUUGAGCUCGGCAUUCGACAGCAACUCCAACAAGAAGGUGUUCCGCCUGCAGGAGCUCCGUUCCUUCAAAGAGCUACUGGAGAACAUUCACAAUAUAGAGCUGCCUGCCCAGAUGGGUUCACUUCUGGGAUCAGCUCUGGCUCUGCACUACCUGGACUGUGUACAGGAUGAAUCUGCCUCCCUGCGCCUUAACUUUUGGCUUGGACACUCGUUGCAAGAGGAGCUUUUACUAUGUCCUGUGGAUGGGAGUUCUGACAACACUUCUGAAGCCUGUCGCUUUCUGAGCACCAUCCUCUUUUCACAGCAGUUCCUGCAGGAGGGAUUCUCCAGCACUGAGAGUUUUCUUUAUAAGUUUCUGAGUGUGUGGGAUGGCUGUCUGCUCCGGCCGCAGAUCCUGGAUCUUCUUAGUGACAUCCCCUUGAUGCCAAGCUUCUCAGACAUGCAUAAACUUCUCUUUGAGCCACUGAAGCAACUUUAUUUUAUCUCCACAGUAUUUUUCAAGUGUAGUGUCAUCGAGUGUCUGAAUAGCAUGCUGGUUAAGUGGCUGACAUGGCAUUCCGUCAGUGCAUUGGAGGGCGGAUUGGACAUCAGUCUUAACAGCAACAGCGCCAUGACUAUGACCUUGUCCGGCUUCAUGGACUCUGUUAUGGAGCUGGUUCGCUUUGUGGGAUUACUGGCAUCUGAGGGACUCCGUCUGGAGAACUGCCACGUUCUUCUGCUCAACCAGACACUUGCUUUCUAUGAGACGGUGUGUGACAUGUUUCUGAAGUACAGCUUGCCUCUGAUCAUCAUGCCUCCAGCUGGGGUUUUCUACCCAGCUCUCUUUGCCACAGACUCAGUCAGCGUGGAUCGACUUGGUUACAUCAUGUACAGGUACCGGAAGAAUCUGACCUUGGCUAAGAAACAAGAGCAACAGAGAGAGCAAACAUUCCACAUUAGCAGAAACACAUACAAGGAAUUUAAUCGGAACCUUCAAGCAAUGGUGAACUCCAUGUGGAACUCCUGGUGGUCCAUCCCUGGUUCAGACAUUGAGAUUGACAAGGAUCUCAUCGCUCUAAGCAAAGUGGCAGAACCCUGGUGCCGUUUCGACCUCAUCCACCACCCAGCGCUUUUCAGCUAUGCCAUCGAAUUUCAUCAGAGGUGUUGGCCAGAGAAGAAGAACGUUGAUCUCGGUUCCAUAAAGAUCGGGAAGUACUGGAACUGGUAUAUGGAGUUUCUCUUUAAUCAAGGCUUUGAUGGCCUCAACAAUUUUAUUCGGACCAACACUGGCCACAGCUCUGGAUUGAGUAGUCAAGAUGACAGGCAGCCCACGAGUUAGCCUUGAUGCUGGCAGGAAGUCCAGGUGUCAGGGGGGUUCAUAAAACAUGUAUAUAUUUUAUAGUCAUCCUCCGUUAGAGGGCAGAAAAGGAACCACUUGCAUAACUGUAAAUAUUAAAUGUACAUUACAAGCCAUUUUGUUACUUUUCAGUGUUUUCUAGUGUUGUGUAUAUUUUAGCCCCUUUUUGCUUUUUAUCUUUUGUGCACAGAAAACGGAACUAAAACAUUGUGAUAAAGCCUUAAUAUUUGAAAAAAAAAAAAAAAAGUAUGAUUGCUUUAACUGCCAUCUAAAAUACAAAAUCCCAUUAUUUUUAACGAUUUAAAACUGGUGAUCAAAGAUUGAUGAAUAGUCUUGUUUAUUAUUCCCAUUGAACCAAAAGCAGCUAUGUAUCUUUGAUUGGUCUGACAUUAAAAUAAAUCCUUUGUUCUCAGA